GAAAAAAGAAGUCAAAAUAUCGAGGAGUUGACAAGUCUCCUGCAAAGACCCCUGUUGGUCUUCAAUAUGCAUCCAGUUUUUCCUUGGUUUUCAUUCUAUAGAGAGAGAGAGAGAGAGAGAGAGAGAAACAUGACUGUAGGAGAAGCUUUUCUCUCAGCCUUUCUGCAAGUUCUGUUUGAUAAGUUAGCUUCUCGUGAGUUUAUAGUCUUCAUAUUUGGGAAGAAAUAUGAUGAAUUGCUUGAAAAGUUGAAGAUUACACUGUUGAGUGUCACUGCGUUGCUUAAUGACGCUGAGGAGAAACAAUUCCAUAGCCCUACAGUGGAGAAAUGGCUGCACAUGGCUAAAGAUGCUAUAUAUGAUGUCGAGGACAUACUGGAUGAGCUAGCUACUGAAGCCCUCAAACUGAAAUCUAAAUUGGAAGCUGAAUCUGAGGCUAUCAAAUCUGAUCAUAAGGUAUGGAAGAAUUUGAAGUCUGUUACAUCUUCUUUUAGUCCAUCUGGUAGAGGUGUAGAGUCUAGAUUAAAAAAGAUAAUUGAAUGGUUAGAAUUGAUUGCCAAGUAUAAGCAUGUUCUUGGAUUGAAGGACAACAAUGGAGAGAGGUCAUGUGAGUUAAAGCAAAGGUUAGGGACAACUUCUUUGGUAGAAGAAUCUUGUGUUUAUGGGAGGGGUGAUGAUAAAGAUAUGAUAGUUCAACACUUGCUUAGGGAUGAAACUUGUAGAGGUCAUAUUGGUGUCAUUUCGAUUGUUGGAAUGGGGGGCAUUGGGAAGACUACUCUUGCUCAAUUGGUUUACAAUGAUCAAAGAGUGGACAACCAUUUUGACUUGAAAAUUUGGGUGUGUGUGACUAAUCAAUUUGAUGUAGUGAGGGUAACAAAAACAAUUCUUGAAUCAAUCACUCUGAAAAGUUGUGAUCUUGAUGACUUAAAUUUGCUUCAAGUUAGUUUGAAAGAGCAUUUGGCGGAGAAAAGAUUUAUGCUUGUUUUAGAUGAUGUUUGGAGCAAGAGAAAUAGUGAUUGGGAUGUGUUGUGGAAGCCAUUAAAAGCAGGGGGGAGUGGGAGUAAAAUCAUAGUAACAACACAAAAUGGUGAUGUUGCAGCAAGCAUGAGCACGGUUCCAUCUCACUACUUAAGAUCAUUGCCUUAUGAGGAUUGUUGGUUGUUGUUUAUUAGUCAGGCAUUUGAAAAUAAAGAUAAGGAUAUUGACGUUCAUCCAAAUUUGAAGUCCAUAGGUGAGAAGAUUGUGAAAAGGUGCCAAGGCUUGCCACUGGCAGUAAAAAGACUGGGAAUCUUAUUGCGCUCAAGAGCUAAAGAAGAUGAAUGGAAAGAUAUAUUGAACAGAAAAAUAUGGGAUCUGCCAGAUGAAGAAAGCGACAUUCUUCAAACUCUGCAAUCGAGCUAUCAUCAUCUUCCUACACAACUAAAGCAGUGCUUUGCAUUUUGUGCUGUAUUUCCCAUAGGACACGAGUUUGAUAAGGACUCAAUUGCUCUGUUGUGGAUGGCAGAAGGUUUUCUUCAACAACCAAAGGGAAACAAACGAUUGGAAGAUGUUGGUCAUGAGUAUUUUUGUGAGCUUGUAUCGAGGUCAUUUUUUGAGCAAUCUGUUGAUAAUAAUAAUAAUACAUCAUCCAAAUUUGUGAUGCAUAGCCUCUUGAAGGAGUUAGCUGAUUUUGCUUCUGGAGAAUUUUGUAUCCAACUAGAGGAUAAAACACAAGGUGGGGACCAGAACAGAAUUUUUGAGAAGGCGCGUCAUUCAUCUUACUUUCGUGGUAAACGUGAUGCCUUGACAAGAUUUGAGGCUCUUAAUGGGGUUGACUGCUUGCGUACAUUCCUUCCUUUGGAUCCAAUAAAAAGCAUUGGAGUAAGCUAUAUGGCUAACAGUGUUCCUAAUGAUUUGCUACUAAAGUUAAGCUAUAUGCGAGUACUCUCUUUCAAUUCUUGUCGAAUUACUAAAUUGUCAGAUUCAAUAGGUAAUUUAAAGCAUUUGCGUUACCUAGAUCUUUCUUACACCGCAAUCAGAGAGCUACCUGAGUCAACAAAUACUCUCUACAAUUUACAAACAUUGAACUUAUCACAAUGUCGCCAUCUCACCAAGCUGCCAUCAAAGAUGGGGAACUUGAAAUCCUUAAGACAUCUUUGGAUCAAUGGAAGCAGAGUGGGGGAAAUGCCAUUGCAACUAAGUGAAUUGAGGGAUCUCCAAACAUUGUCAAAUUUUGUGGUUGGUAAAGAUUGUGGUUCAGGAAUUAGAGAGUUAAGAAAUAUGAAACAACUUCGAGGGUCACUCCAAAUAUCAGGAUUGCAGAACAUUGUCAAUUUUGUUGAUGCCGUGGAUGCUAAUAUGAAGGAAAAACAGGAACUUGAACAACUGGUGUUUCAAUGGAGUAAUAGUUUUGAUGAUUCUUUAACCAAUGAAGAUGACGAGGAAGUAAAAUAUGUGCCACAACAUCAAUAUGUAAGCAAGAUUGGAUACAGAAGUACAAGGUUUCCGAGCUUUAGGGAAACAAUGGAUGCUUAUAGACAAAAUUUUAUGGAUCUGAGGAUGGAGGUAAGCCAUGUUCUGGAUAUUUCAAGGGAUGAAAGAGUUGAAACGCUUGUACUGGAGAUGCUAGAACCCCACAAAAAUAUCAAAAAGGUUACUAUUAAAGACUAUGGAGGCAUAAAGUUUCCAAGAUGGAUUGGAUCUCCCUUGUUCUUGAAUAUUAAAUUCUUGAAGAUUAGUAAUUGCAUGAAGUGUGAUUAUCUACCAGCUCUUGGGCAGUUACUCUCGCUGAAAGACCUUAUUGUUGAAGGGAUGGAAAGAAUAAAGAGUAUUGGCAUUGAAUUUUAUGUGGAUGGACAUCAUUCUGUCCUACCAUUUCCAUCUUUAGAAACCUUGAAAUUCGAGAAUAUGUUAAAUUGGGAGGACUGGUCUUCUUCAUCUGGAGUUGAAAGCAGCAAGGAGUUUCAUCAUUUACAGAAAAUUGAGAUACAAAACUGUCCUAAGCUAAGAAAAUUGUCACAUUGCUUUGUUGCCUUGAAAAACAUGAGCAUUAAGGGAUGCGAAGAACUAAUAGCUCUUCCAAAGCUACCAAGAAGUCAUGAAAACAUUCAAGAGGGCCGAGAAUUUCCUUGCCUCCUAGAGCUUUCCAUAUGGGAAUGUCCAAAGUUGAACCAGUUACCUAACACUCUUCCAUCAUUGACCAUGCUUGAAAUAGAUGGAUGUCAAAGUUUGGAGGAAUUGCCAAAACUUCCUUCGAUACGUGACGUGGAGUUGAAGAAAUGCAAAGCUGAGGUACUAGAAAGUAUAGUUGCACUCGAAUCACUUUCCUACUUGCGCAUGUGUCAAAUUUUGAAUCUCACAAGUCUACCUGAUGGAUUUUUCCACAACUUGAUAGCUCUUGAAGAGUUACACAUUACGCAUCUCAACCAUCUCACAACUUUGUCUAACAAGAUUGGAUUGCACAAGCUCCCAUGUCUUCAAAGGAUGGAAAUUUCAGGAUGUUUAUUACUAGAGGAGUUGCCCCAGAGCCUGCACAAACUCCCCUCUCUGAAAGAGUUGAGGGUUUGGAAAUGUCCUUUGCUUGAAUCCUUUCCGAGUACAGGAUUGCCUUCCACACUUACUGGCCUUGAAAUCAAAGAUUGUAAUGCUCUCCAUUCCUUGCCUGACUGGAAGACACAUGACAAGAAGCUCUCUCUGUCACUUGAAUACUUGAUUAUUGAAGGUUGUUCACUUCUUACACAUUUACCAAGAGAUGACCUUCCAAACACACUCAAGGAACUUGAAAUACAAGAUUGUAGAAGUUUGGAGUCCCUUCCAAAAGAUCUAGUUCAUGACAAUUCUCUUGAACUUCUCAGUAUAGUUGGCUGCCAUUCCAUUACUUAUUUUCCUGCUUUUCAUCAACCUAUAGUCUCCUCAGGCAUGAUCACAAAUCUGAAACAACUCAUCAUCAAUGAUUGUGCCAGCCUAAAGUUAUUACCAGAUGGUUUACAGAACCUAGUACAUCUUGAUCACAUCGAAAUAGCUGACUGUCCACUUCUGCUGUCUUUUCCAGAAUCCGGCCUGCCUCUGAUGAUGCUGAGAUCUCUUAGAUUGUCCAAUUGUAGGAAUCUUAAGUUCUUACCAAAUCAUAUGCACAGCAGCCUCACAUCUCUUGAAGGACUAUCCAUAGAAGGUUGCUCAAGUGUUUCUUCAUUUCCAGAGGGUGGCUUGCCUGUUAAUCUGAUAUCGUUGUCAAUCUUGGACUGCGAGAAGCUUAAGCCUACAUUUGAAUGGGGGCUGCACAGACUCGCUCAUCUUACUAAUCUUGUGUUUGGAGGAUGCAAGGAGUUAGUGUGUUUCCCUGAUGAAUGGUUGCUACCUAACACUUUGUCCUCUAUUCAACUUCAGAGACUGCCUAAUCUUAAAAUGCUUCCUAAAGGGAUCGAAAACCUCUCCUCUCUAGACGAUUUGGAAAUAUGGGAAUGCGAUAGCCUUCAGACGCUCUUCGAUGAUCAGCAGCCUAAGAUGCUUGAGAAUUUUUAUCUUUGGGAUGUACUUUAAUAAUAUAUAUUUUUAUAAACUUCAAACUUCAAGGAUUUAUAUUGUGAUAGUGAACUGAGUACUUAUGACAUUGGUCAUUUUCUGUA
This is a messenger RNA of Humulus lupulus (European hop), 4601 nucleotides long. RefSeq names its product putative disease resistance RPP13-like protein 1. The record is from RefSeq and is a predicted model, not a curated record. Lineage: Eukaryota; Viridiplantae; Streptophyta; Magnoliopsida; Rosales; Cannabaceae. The transcript has a single exon. Bases 67 to 4515 code for a protein of 1482 amino acids. Gene Ontology annotation, biological process: defense response to other organism. Gene Ontology annotation, molecular function: ADP binding.